AUGCACGAGCAUCCAUGUGCGACCUCAACGAUCGCGAAGGCAAGCCUGGGGAGGGCACCGGUGAAUGUCAAUCUGGAUACGUUUUAUCAGGGAUGCGGAUGCGGGCCUUCAGCAACUGAAACCACGUGCCUGGCAGAGUUGAAAAGGGUCCUCCGGAACAUCGUUGCAGUCCACAGCGACUUUCCAAGAGCUCCACCUUUGAAUGACCUCUUCAUUGCAGUGAAGACCAGCAGCUUUGUCAGGGACUUUGAGAAGAACCGAGGCGCCGCAGACUUUUCCGUGGGUAAUGGUCGCCAAGCUAGAAUGAUAGCUCAGCAGUUUGGCAGCCAGAGUGGCGAGCUAGUGAAAGCUGUGGUGAUUGCGCAGACCGAAUCUGACUACUACAUAAGCGACGAAGUGCUCGAAUGGUGGAACAUGUCGGAGCCAGAAGCCUUCGAGGUGGCCAUGCGGAACACAGAGCGUGCUACACCAGACCCCUUCAAGAUCAACCAUGCAACGAUGGGAAAGAAUGCACGCAUGAGAGCCUUUUUCAGAAGACAGAAGCAGAACCCCUUUGAGGUCUGCUGCAUGCGCUCAGCUGAUCGGGAGGAGAGGCCUCUCUUCGUCUGGGGAACGUUCCAGGACAAUCACGCUCUUUCCAGACUGAUCCUCCCGCGAGUCAUUGAGAGCUGCGCAGAAGAGCUCCGGUGCUCUGCUACCAGUUUGGUCGUCAUCCCGAUGAAGAAGUGCGAGUUCUUCGUUGGAAACUGCGAGAGCAUGGAGAGCGUGUGGUGGCUCGCUAUUCAGGUGCAGGACAACGCAGAGGUUCUCAAGUCUCGUGGACAGCUUGUUUCUUCAAGGCCUUUCAGGGUCACUCACUUGCGCAACGACCAGGGUCUGGUAUCUCUCGAGCCGUACCCCCUUCUAGGUGGCACGAUUGGACUUGGUCGGUGGGACGGAUCGGUCAGGCGGCUCAUGUUCCCAAUCCCAAGGACUUCAAAAGAGCUGGAGUCUACAGAUCCUGCAAGAGACGGCAGAGUUUUCUACACCUUCAUCGAGGAGUCGAGCUUCCUGUCGGAGAACUGCUGGAAUUGCCGUCAGAAGGUGAGCCCGCUCAUGAAGUGCGCCAACUGCCAGGACGUCAAGUACUGCUCCAAAGAGUGUCAGAAGGAGAGCUGGAACAAGGGCCACAAGUUCGAGUGCGAGGCGCGGAAGAAGGCAGCCGAUCCGGGUUUUGUCGCGCCCGGUUCUCGAAGCGCGGACAGGUUCGACAGAGAGAGCAAGAGAGCGGCCGCGACUGUCGGACCAAGGACGUUCCGCGAGGUGAAGAAGGAGCUGGCCGAAACGGUGCAGAAGAGCUUGGAAAACGUCAGCCUGUGA
Molecule: messenger RNA, 1359 nt
Organism: Klebsormidium nitens
Lineage: Eukaryota; Viridiplantae; Streptophyta; Klebsormidiophyceae; Klebsormidiales; Klebsormidiaceae
Source: the annotation of a GenBank genome assembly